Molecule: messenger RNA, 1389 nt
Organism: Perca flavescens (yellow perch)
Lineage: Eukaryota; Metazoa; Chordata; Actinopteri; Perciformes; Percidae
Gene: ing3
Product: inhibitor of growth family, member 3
Cellular component (GO): NuA4 histone acetyltransferase complex
Source: RefSeq, a predicted model, not a curated record
UCCCCGGCGUCUCUUUUUUUUUUUUUUCUGAGCGAGAGAGACACAGCGGCUGGCGGCGCCAUAUUGAAAGAAGAAAAUAGUUCCAUAAAACGCGAAAUACGUCGAAGUUGCCGCGAUGUUGUACCUGGAGGAUUACCUCGAGAUGAUCGAGCAGCUUCCCAUGGACCUCCGCGACAGGUUCACGGAAAUGAGGGAGAUGGACUUACAAGUGCAGAACGCCACGGACCAGCUGGAGCAGAAGGUGAUCGAGUUCUUCGUCAACGCGAAGAAGAACAAGCCCGAGUGGAGAGAAGAGCAGAUGGAGGUCAUUAAAAAGGAUUAUUACAAAGCUUUGGAAGAUGCAGAUGAGAAAGUCCAGCUGGCCAAUCAGAUUUAUGAUCUGGUGGACCGUCACCUGCGUAAGCUGGACCAGGAACUGGCCAAGUUCAAGAUGGAGCUGGAGGCCGACAACGCCGGCAUCACCGAGAUCCUGGAGAGACGGUCUUUGGAGAUGGACAGUCCGUCUCAGCCGGUCAACAACCACCACGUCCACUCACACACCGCCUCUGAGAAGAGGAAGUACAGCGCUCCCACUCACCACACUACCGAACACGUUCCAGAGAAGAAGUUCAAGUCUGAAGCUCUGCUGUCCACGCUCACAUCAGACGCCUUCAAGGAGAACACGCCAGGUUGCCGUACCAACAGCACGUCCUCCGUGUCCACCAACAGCGUGUACAGCGUGAACUCGUCUCAGCCUCUGGCCUCGUACAACCUGAGCUCUCUGCCGGCCGGGCCCGGGGCCGGAGCUGGAGCCAUCAGCAUGGCAGCCGCACAGGCUGUCCAGGCCACCGCACAGAUGAAGGAGGGCCGCAGGACCUCCAGUCUGAAGGCGAGCUACGAAGCGAUCAAGAACAGCGAGUUCCAGCUGGGCCGAGAGUUCUCCCUGUCCCGGGACAGCCCCGGGUACUCCUCCUCCACCUCCUCCUCAGCCCUGGCCUCCACCCUCACCCAGACCCUCACCCCCCCCACUGCCUCAGACUCACGGGGACGCAAGUCCAAAAGCAGCAUUAAGUCUUCCAACCACCAGUCCUCGUCAUCCUCCUCCUCUUCCUCUCUGUCGUCAUGCUCUUCAUCGUCUGCGCUGGCCCAGGAACUUUCCCAGCAUGCAUCAGCGCUGCCUGAGGCCGAGGCCAACAGCCAGGUGGACUGGACCUACGACCCCAACGAGCCGCGAUACUGCAUCUGUAACCAGGUUUCUUACGGAGAAAUGGUCGGCUGUGAUAACACAGAUUGUCCCAUCGAGUGGUUCCACUACGGCUGUGUGGGUCUGACCGAGGCCCCCAAGGGGAAGUGGUAUUGCCCGCAGUGUACGGCCGCCAUGAAGAGACGAGGCAGCCGCCACAAAUAGAC